CAGCCUCCCGCCGGUUGGGUGGUUCAGGCCUCCAUGAAGAGCCCAGCCAUGGACUCGUUCAAGCAACAGAAGGUGGAGGACUUUUACGACAUCGGAGAAGAGCUGGGAAGCGGCCAGUUUGCCAUUGUGAAGAAGUGCCGGGAGAAGAGCACAGGGAAGGAGUUCGCGGCCAAGUUCAUCAAGAAGCGCCAGAGCAGGGCCAGCCGGCGGGGUGUGUGCCGGGAGGAGAUCGGGCGGGAGGUGAGCAUCCUCCGGCAGGUGCUGCACCCCAACAUCAUCACGCUGCACGACGUCUACGAGAACCGCACGGACGUGGUGCUCAUUCUUGAGCUUGUGUCUGGAGGAGAGCUCUUUGAUUUCCUGGCCCAGAAAGAAUCGCUGAGUGAGGAAGAGGCCACCAGCUUCAUCAAGCAGAUCCUGGACGGAGUGAACUACCUGCACACAAAGAAAAUUGCUCACUUUGACCUCAAGCCAGAAAACAUCAUGUUGUUAGACAAGAAUAUUCCUAUUCCACACAUCAAGCUGAUUGACUUUGGCCUGGCUCAUGAAAUAGAAGAUGGCGUUGAAUUCAAGCAUAUUUUUGGAACACCAGAAUUUGUUGCUCCAGAAAUCGUGAACUAUGAGCCCCUGGGGCUGGAGGCUGACAUGUGGAGCAUCGGUGUCAUCACCUACAUCCUCCUAAGCGGAGCGUCCCCUUUCCUGGGAGACACAAAGCAGGAAACCCUGACAAACAUCACAGCAGUGAGUUACGACUUCGAUGAGGAAUUCUUCAGCCAGACGAGCGAGCUGGCGAAGGACUUCAUUCAGAAGCUUCUGGUUAAAGAGACCCGAAAACGGCUCACAAUCCAAGAGGCUCUCAGACACCCCUGGAUCACGUCGAAAGGAGAAGCCAGAGCGCCCGAGCAGCGGAAGACACAGACCUCACAGCUGAAAACCAAGCGCCUGAGGGAGUACACCCUCAAAUGCCACUCCAGCAUGCCCCCCAACAACACCUACAUCAACUUCGAGCGCUUUGCCCAUAUGGUAGAAGACAUAGUGCAAGUGGAUCAGGGAUGUCGUGCCCUAGCAGGGGCCCACGACACUCUCCAGGAUGACGUGGAGGCCCUGGUCUCCAUCUACAAUGAGAAGGAGGCUUGGUACCGGGAGGAGAAUGAGAACGCCCGGCACAACCUGUCCCAGCUCAAGUACGAAUUCCGCAAGGUGCGGUCCUUGAAGAAGCUCCUGCGAGAAGACAUUCGGGCCACAGGGUCCAGCCUGGGAAGUGUGGCCAGGAAAAUGGACCAUCUGCAGGCGCAAUUCGAGGCUCUGAGGCAGGAGCUCUCGGCAGACCUGCAGUGGGUGCAGGAACUGGUGGGCAGCUUCGAGCAGGAGAGCAGAGACUCAGGUGGCCUUGGCUCCGUGCUCCGCUGGGAUGCCAGCGGAUCCCUGUCAGAGCUGCUCAGCAGGUCAUGCACUGAGGAAGGCCUGGCCGGCUUGAAGCUGUGAGCACCAGGUCCUAGUCAGCAGUGUGUGCAUGUGCAGGACAGUAUGCAGGAGCGCGCUGUCUCUCCAGGUGGAAUUAUCCUGCAGGGUGUGGGUCUGCAGCACAGCCUUCCACCCCUUUCCCAGAAGCCAGAGUCACAGAGCUGCCUCUUUGUUCAUCCUGCACCUCCUCUUGCCAACUUGCUUUUCUGAGAGUGCUGGCAGAGAGGCCAAGCUACGAAGACAAUUAGAGAAGGAAUACCCUUCAGCAGCCCCCUUCCCCAGAGGAAGGACCUGUGGCUGUCCUGGGAGCUGCGUGGUGAUUGAUGGUGUGAUGGAUGUGUUCACCUCUCACUCCCACCCACAGGCCUUGGGCCUGUAGAUCUUGGGUAUCUGUUGAAUUAACUAAGGAUAGCAAAGUCAGUGCGGUGCUUUCCUGCUGCAAAAGCAGGGACUGAAAAUGCGCAGAGAAAAUAACAUUGCCUUUCAUUGGAACUCACUUAUCACUUAGCAAGUCUCUGUGCCUGUGCUCUCACUUAAUCCCCAAAGAACCUUGAGCCAGAAAGGUGGGCGAUGACAGAAUGAAAAUGCUGGUUUCCACACACGUGAUGAGGAGAUUGACUCCCAGAGGGAGAAGGUCUGGGUCGUUCAUAGCCGGUCCAUAUGGCUACAAGGGGAAGCUGGCGCACCUGUCUGUGCAGAGAAGGUCUGUGGGAGGAAGCAGGGGGCUUAUCUGUAAACAUCAUACUUUAAUAAUGACGUGCAGAUCCCAGACACUAGGGAAGCAGGUACAUGUGUUUGGCCAGGUGUGAGUAGAACGCAGAUGCAUGCAGAGAUUGUCCAGGAGCUGUGUCCCAGAGGGUGCCAUGUUCCUACCAGCCCUGUCUCAGUCUGAAGACCAACCUCAGUGGCAGGAGGGAAGGGGCAGCAUCUCCCUGUGCUUCCCUACCCCAACCCCACUCCUAUCUAUGGAUCCCAACUUUGUGUUGAAAAUGUAGACCGGAAGGUGCUCAACAAAGGGAUUCCUUUUUUCAAAUUCUAGGCCAUUGAGCCCUGAAGGCCAGAGAAAUUCCCUGAGCAUGUUUGAAGAGG
Octodon degus (degu) is the source of this 2553-nucleotide messenger RNA. It is a transcript of the gene Dapk2, whose product is annotated as death associated protein kinase 2. Gene Ontology annotation, cellular component: nucleus; cytoplasm. The transcript is spliced from 10 exons. Gene Ontology annotation, biological process: protein phosphorylation; intracellular signal transduction; positive regulation of apoptotic process. Gene Ontology annotation, molecular function: protein serine/threonine kinase activity; ATP binding. The record is from RefSeq and is a predicted model, not a curated record. NCBI's taxonomy places the organism in Eukaryota, Metazoa, Chordata, Mammalia, Rodentia, Octodontidae. Bases 34 to 1485 code for a protein of 483 amino acids.